AUGUUUUAUCGAGGGUCAUUUGCGUUUAUUCUAGCCCUUUCCCGCAUCGGGGGCUGUGCCAACUCCUCAAUUGACGACUACGAUGUCCUUCAAUAUGUCGACCCUCUUGUUGGAACCGCGAAUGGAGGCAACGUCUUUGCAGGCGCCACAAUCCCGUACGGCAUGGCCAAGGCCGUCGCCGAUACUGACUCAGAGAACAACCAAGGAGGCUUCGCCUAUGAUGGCAGCAGCAUCACCGGGUUCUCCAGUAUGCAUGAUUCAGGCACUGGUGGCCAGCCCUCCUUAGGGAAUUUCCCACUAUUCCCCUACACAACGUGCAAAGAUGACGAGGUGGAUGGGUGCGCGUAUCCAAAGAAGCAGCGGAAGACCUCCUACGUCUCCGAGUCGGUCAAGUCUAGUCCUGGGUACUUUGGGCUGAAUAUGAGCUCAGGUAUCCAGGUAGAUAUGACGGCUGCCCAUCAUACAUCCCUCUUCCGCUUUCAGUUUCCAACCGACAUGCCAUCAAGCCCCCUGAUUCUGCUGGAUCUCUCCGACUUGUCCGAUACUCGUCAGGAUAACGGGACUAUUUCUGUCGAUGUUACAACGGGACGUAUGACAGGUCAUGCGAAAUUCUUGCCCAGCUUUGGGAGCGGAUCCUACGUGCCGUACUUCUGCGCAGACUUUCAAGGCGGUGAUAUUCGAGAUAAUGGCAUCUUUGUUGAUGCGCGGGCUAGUACUGAUGUCAAGGACCUCACGAUAUCGCGCAGCAUAAACGGUUAUCCUCUUCCGGGGGGAGCUUUUGUGCGGUUCCAUUCUUCUUCCGACAACACGAUUCAAGCUCGAGUAGGAUUGAGUUUCAUCAGUAGCGAGCAAGCAUGUGAGAGUGCGGAAGCUGAAAUCCCAGACUUUGACUUCAACAAGACCUACACAGCAGCUGUGGACUUGUGGACAGAAAAGCUGGCCCCAAUCCGUGUUUCGAGGAAUGGGACGAACUCGAGCACGUUGACCAACUUCUACAGCGGGAUAUACCGAACCAUGAUUAACCCGCAGGAUUACACAGGGGAGAACCCACUGUGGGACAGCUCGGAGCCGUACUUUGAUUCCUUUUACUGCCUGUGGGACUCCUUCCGAUCCCAAUUCCCGUUUUUGACAAUUUUCGAUCCCGCGUCGCUAAGUCGAAUCCUGCGCUCUUUGAUCGACACACAACGGCAUUUGGGAUGGCUCCCAGAUUGCCGGAUGUCUCUUUGCAAAGGCUACACACAAGGCGGCUCGAAUGCUGAUGUCGUUCUGGCUGAUGCAUUUGUCAAGGGCAUCUCUGAUGGCAUUGACUGGGAAGCGGGUUAUGCAGCUGUCCAGAGAGAUGCUGAGGAAGAACCGUUUGACUGGUCGAAUGAAGGUCGCGGUGGACUGAUGAGCUGGAAGGCGCUGAACUAUAUCCCUGUGGAGGAUUUCGACUAUAUCGGGUUCGGAACACUGACACGCAGCAUCUCCCGCACGCUGGAAUACUCUUACAAUGACUUCACCAUUGCACAGAUGGCCCGGGGUCUCAAUAAAACCAGCGAUGCCGAGAAAUACGAGAACACCGCCCAGUACUGGGAGCACCUCUUCCGCGUGGACCAAACCUCGUUUCUCAAUGGCACCGAUACCGGAUUCAAGGGCUUCUUCCAGCCCAAGUAUCUAAACGGUACAUGGGGCAACCAGGACCCUUUGACGUGUUCGAAUAUAGACACGAGCGGAAAAUCUUGCUCCCUGCAGAACAAUGCCGCUGAGACCUUCGAGUCCAGCAUCUGGGAAUACCAAUUCUUCGUUCCUCACGACAUGGCCACUCUGAUCAACCUGCUUGGUGGUCCCUCCGAGUUCGUCCGUCGUCUCGACUACCUCCACGACCAAGGCAUCACGUACAUCGGAAACGAACCCGCCUUCCUUACCGUGUUUCAGUACCACUACGCCGGUCGGCCCGGCAAGUCGACCGCCCGCGCGCACUUCUAUGUGCCACGGUACUUCAACCCGACGCCCACCGGCCUCCCUGGCAACGACGACUCUGGUGCCAUGGGCUCCUUCCUGGCCAUGACCAUGAUGGGCCUCUUCCCUAACCCCGGGCAGAACGUCUAUCUGAUUAUCGCCCCGUUCUUCGAAUCCGUCCGCAUCACCUCGCCUCUCACGGGAGAGACGGCCACGGUGCAGACCGUCAAUUUCGACCCUAAUUACCAGAAUAUCUACAUCCAGUCUGCUACACUGGACGGUGAGCCUUACACCAAGAGCUACGUCGGGCAUGAGUUCUUCACCAAGGGACAGGAGUUGGUGCUCGUGCUGGGACGGAAUGAAAGUACCUGGGGGACGGGCCCGGAUGACCUGCCGCCUUCGUUGUCGACGAAUGGGGAUUCCACGUUGAAUUUCAGGCGGGAUGGGUAG
Messenger RNA from Aspergillus heteromorphus CBS 117.55, 2391 nucleotides. Its product is annotated as glycoside hydrolase family 92 protein. Gene Ontology annotation, molecular function: peptide-N4-(N-acetyl-beta-glucosaminyl)asparagine amidase activity; carbohydrate binding. Bases 1 to 2391 code for a protein of 796 amino acids. Lineage: Eukaryota; Fungi; Ascomycota; Eurotiomycetes; Eurotiales; Aspergillaceae. Gene Ontology annotation, biological process: carbohydrate metabolic process; glycoprotein catabolic process; protein quality control for misfolded or incompletely synthesized proteins. The transcript is spliced from 7 exons. Gene Ontology annotation, cellular component: nucleus; cytosol. The record is from RefSeq and is a predicted model, not a curated record.